GGCUUUUUAACUCCGGCUCAAUAUGGGCACGAGCCACGAGAACAGACGUUGUAGCAUGCGAGUCUGUCUGCCUAUAUAAGGGAGCGCCGUCGAUCGCACUCCCUGGCUGAUAAGAAGAUCACACUGUAUUGAAAAGGGUCGUUUCAUCCCUCGUUGAUGGCAGUUCUCAGUCUUACCUCGACGAACUAUACGAAAUGGCAGCCACUCGCACCGUCGUUCUCAUCACUGGCGCCAACCAGGGUUUGGGGUUCGAGUGUGUGAAGAAGCUCUGCGCGGAACAGCCGGGCUACCAUAUCCUCAUGGGCGCCCGCGACCCGGCCAAAGGAGAAGCCGCUGUCAAGACUGUCACGGAAUUCGCCAAGGACGCCUCGGUCGAGGUGGUCGAAAUCGAUGUGACUUCGGACCCUUCGAUUGAGAAGGCGGCCAAGUUCGUCGAGGCCAAGUUCGGCAAGCUCGACGUGCUCUUCAACAAUGCCGGAGUUAUUCGGACUGGCAAACAGCAGGCAUUCCGCCAGGAAUUCCAGCAGGUGCUCGACAUCAACACCGUCAGCCCGGCCUGCGUCACCAUGGCAUUUGCGCCCCUCCUGCAGAAGUCCGACCACCCCCGCCUGCUCUUCAUGAGCUCCGGUCUAGGUUCCAUCACCUUGACCUUGAUGCCCAUCAGCCCGUGGUAUGGCAUGGCGCCGGUCCCCACCUACGCGGCCUCCAAGGCCGCCUUGAACUUGGUUGGCGCUUUCUUCACGCAAAAGUACACCAAGGAUGGCUUCCGCAUCAACAUGAUCGAUCCGGGCCACAGGCAAACCGCCCUCAACGGCUUCAACCCCAAGGGCGGCAAGGCCAGCGAGGGUGCUAUCGAAGCUUGCCGCAUCAUCACCCAGGGCAAGAACGGCCAGCACGGAACCUUCACCUCUUUGGAGUCCAUCCUCCCGUGGUAGAUGGGGACGCUCUCCUUUUCUGGUACGUCGAGAGCAGAGCAUAUGUUGGAUCACAAAAUAUGGACGCCUGCCUAUAUAUUAGAUCAAUACAAAUUGUAUGAAUACACCUUCUCUCCAAUAUUCACCCUGUCAGACUGGAGCGAAUGUAGCAUGGGCAGCUAGCAACCCCAGAAGAUCGUAGCACCGAGCCCAUAAGACCUCCUGAAAC
Molecule: messenger RNA, 1143 nt
Organism: Exophiala viscosa
Lineage: Eukaryota; Fungi; Ascomycota; Eurotiomycetes; Chaetothyriales; Herpotrichiellaceae
Product: putative carbonyl reductase
Exons: 1
Coding region: 195-935 (246 amino acids)
Biological process (GO): secondary metabolic process
Cellular component (GO): cytoplasm
Molecular function (GO): oxidoreductase activity
Source: RefSeq, a predicted model, not a curated record